CUGGAUAGAGGAACUCACUCAACACAAGUUGUGGUUCCACUUCUGUGUCUGGCUGUUGCUGCUGUUGCUCAAAAAUACAGACAGAACACUCCCCCCAGCCCACCAGGAAUGCAUCGCUGUCCCCUGGAGAAUCUUGGUGACUAGGACUGGUAAUCAACCCAUCUUGGUGGUGGGGUUGACGAGAGCCGAACCGAAAUCAUGGGAAGCAAGGAGCGAUUUCAUUGGCAAAGUCACAAUGUCAAGCAGAGCGGAGUGGAUGACAUGGUCCUGCUGUCCAAAAUCAGUGAAGACGCCAUUGUUGAAAAUCUGAAGAAGCGUUUCAUGGAUGAUUAUAUUUUUACCUAUAUAGGACCUGUCCUCAUCUCUGUCAACCCCUUUAAGCAAAUGCCUUACUUUACUGAUCGAGAGGUUGAACUCUACCAAGGAGCGGCUCAGUACGAGAAUCCUCCCCACAUCUAUGCGCUGACGGACAACAUGUAUCGCAACAUGCUCAUCGACGGGGAAAACCAAUGUGUCAUCAUCAGCGGAGAAAGUGGCGCUGGGAAAACCGUGGCGGCAAAAUACAUUAUGGGCUACAUUUCCAAAGUGUCUGGAGGGGGCGAAAAGGUGCAGCAUGUCAAAGACAUCAUCCUCCAAUCCAACCCGCUGCUGGAAGCUUUUGGUAAUGCUAAGACCGUCCGGAACAACAAUUCCAGCCGAUUCGGGAAAUACUUUGAGAUCCAGUUCAGUCGUGGGGGCGAACCAGACGGAGGGAAGAUCUCCAACUUCCUCUUGGAAAAAUCCCGGGUGGUGAGCCAGAACGAAAGCGAGAGGAACUUCCAUAUCUAUUACCAGCUCAUUGAGGGGGCCUCACAAGAUCAGAGACAUAACUUGGGGAUCAUGAGCCCAGAUUACUACUUUUAUCUGUCCCAGUCAGAAACGUAUAAAGUGGAUGGUACAGACGACCGAAGCGACUUUCAUGAGACCAUGACUGCCAUGGAUGUGACUGGCAUCACUGGCCAAGAUAAGCAACUUGUCCUACAGAUCAUAGCUGGCAUCCUUCACCUGGGGAACAUCGGCUUUCAGGAACAGGGCAAUUAUGCCCAGGUGGAGAGCCCAGAUUUGCUCGCCUUUCCCGCCUACCUCUUGGGGAUUGACAAGAAUCGGCUGAAUGACAAGCUUACCAGUAGGAAGAUGGACAGCAAAUGGGGCAACCGGAAGGAGUCCAUCAACGUGACCCUCAACGUCGAGCAAGCUUCCUAUACUCGUGAUGCCCUCGCCAAGGGCUUGUACUCCCGUGUCUUUGACUUCCUUGUGGAGUCCAUCAACAGGGCCAUGCAGAAGCCAAAUGAAGAGUAUAGUGUCGGCGUCCUAGACAUUUACGGUUUUGAAAUAUUCCAGAGAAACGGCUUUGAGCAAUUCUGCAUUAACUUUGUGAAUGAAAAGCUCCAGCAGAUCUUCAUCGAACUGACCCUCAAAGCAGAGCAGGAAGAGUAUGUGCAGGAAGGGAUCAAGUGGACCCCCAUUGAAUAUUUCAACAAUAAAGUUGUCUGCGACCUCAUUGAAAACAAGCUGAAUCCUCCUGGCAUCAUGAGUGUCUUGGACGAUGUUUGUGCCACCGUUUACGCCAAGGGUGACGGGGCAGACCAGACUCUUCUACAGAAGCUCCAGUCGGCCGUAGGGACCCACGAACAUUUCAACGGUUCCAGUUCGGGAUUCAUCAUCCACCAUUAUGCUGGCAAGGUGUCCUAUGACGUGAGCGGCUUUUGUGAAAGGAAUCGAGACGUGCUCUUCACUGACCUGAUAGAGCUGAUGCAAAAUAGUGAAUUUGGAUUCAUCCGGAUGCUCUUCCCAGAAAAACUCGACGCAGAUAAGAAAGGGCGGCCCACCACUGCCAGCUCCAAAAUUAAGAGACAGGCUAACGACCUCGUGAACACGCUCAUGAAGUGUACGCCCCACUACAUCCGCUGCAUUAAGCCCAACGAGACCAAGAAACCCAGGGACUGGGAGGAGAGUAGGGUAAAGCACCAGGUAGAGUAUCUGGGCUUGAAGGAGAAUAUCCGAGUCCGUCGAGCCGGCUUCGCGUAUCGCAGGCUUUUCCAGAAAUUUCUGCAAAGGUAUGCCAUCCUGACCCCGGAGACCUGGCCGAGAUGGCGGGCAGAUGAGCGCCAAGGAGUCCAGCAUUUGUUGCGGUCCGUCAACAUGGACUCAGACCAGUAUCAGAUGGGCCGCACGAAAGUCUUCGUCAAGAACCCCGAGUCGCUCUUCCUUCUAGAAGAGAUGCGAGAACGGAAGUUUGAUGGAUAUGCCCGGAUCAUCCAAAAAGCUUGGCGACGCCACAUUGCAAUCCGGAAAUAUGAACAAAUGCGAGAGGAAGCAUCCCACAUCCUAUACAAUUUCAAAGAGCGACGGCGCAACAGCAUCAACCGGAAUUUCGUAGGAGACUACCUAGGCAUGGAGGACAAGCCAGAAUUGCGCCAGUUCUUGGCCAAGAGGGAGAGGAUUGAUUUUGCUGACUCAGUCACCAAAUAUGACAGGCGGUUUAAGCCAAUCAAGAGGGAUUUCAUCUUGACCCCCAAACACUUCUACCUGAUUGGCCGGGAGAAGGUGAGAAAAGGUCCCGAGAAAGGCCAGAUCCAAGAGGUGCUGAAAAAGAAAGUGGAAGUCCAAGCUGUCAACAGGGUAUCUCUCAGCACAAGACAGGACGAUUUCUUCAUCCUGCAUGAAGCCGAGGCUGACACGUUCUUGGAAUCCGUCUUCAAGACCGAGCUGAUCAGCCUACUCUGCAAACGCUAUGAAGAGGCAACCCGGAACAAACUCCACCUAAAUUUCAACGACACACUACAAUUCCGUGUAAAAAAAGAAGGCUGGGGAGGGGGCGGCACGCGGAUGGUGACAUUUGUGAGCGGACAGGGCAACGUGGCAAUCCUCAAAGCGGCAGGGAAGGCUCUGACCAUCGCCAUCGGCAGCGGACUUCCGAAGAACUCGAAGCCGACUAGAAAAGGGAUCCAUCACAGCAAAGGUUACCCCAAGCAGCCAGCGCCGUCACGAGCCGCCCCGUCAGCCCCGAGAGGGGGGGUUCCUCCAGGGAGCUGCAGGAAUGGAGCGCCGCAGUUUCCACGCAACAGCAGGCCACAGGACCAGACCUACAGCACCCCCAGGAGACCUGGACAAGUGCCCCCAGCCGCCGCCAUCCCCAAACAAGGCAUGAUGCGGCGGUCGAAGGCAAGGAUGCCCUCGGACCACAACAUGGAGUUCCUCAAUGUUCCGGACCAGGGCAUGGCAGGGACGCAAAGGAAGCGGAGCAUCAGCCAGAGGCCUCCUCCGGCUGUGGGAAGACCCAAGCCGCAGCCGAAGAUCUCUGGCCCGCGCUGCCGCGCUCUGUACCAGUACCUCGGGCAGGAUGUGGAUGAGCUCAGCUUCAAUGUGGGCGAAGUGAUCGAUAUCCUGAUGGAAGAUGCCUCCGGAUGGUGGAAAGGGCGUCUCCACGGUCAAGAAGGCCUUUUCCCUGGGAAUUAUGUGCAGAAGAUCUAAGCGAUGCCCUGUCCUGCAGUGGCCCAAGCAUGAGCAAGACACAACCAGUGGGAGCGUUACAAAACUGGCCCUUGAAACAGAGCCAGCUUGCACUGAGCGCAUGGGACCCCUCCUGCGCUAUACGUCACAUUAAGACUCUCUGCCACCUUUUUCUAAAUCCCGCAAACACUUUGGCUAAAAGCCUCGCUUAGCGAGAGCUCACAGAGAGGGGGAGGGGGGGGAAUGAAUGUAACUUUUGCACCACCCCCACCCCCAGCAGGUAUUGUGUUAAUAUUUUAGCUGUCUUGGUGCUAUCUAGGGGGUUGGACUUGAUGGCCUUACAGGUGCCUUCCAACUCUACUAUUCUAUGAUAAAGGGGGAUGGCCAGUUGAAAUAUUUUAAACAGGGAGGAGGAUGGAGUUAUCCGUGCACACCAGAGAUAUUGCACUGCCUUGAUGUUUUCUGCACAACGCCACAAUGCUUUUUGUGGGCUGGGGAGGCCCAGCAAGGAAUGAAAAUAAGCCGUUUCAAAAUGCAUGUUUCGUAAGGUUGCUUUUGGACACAAGCACCCUCCUCUCGUUCGCAGAAAGGAAAGCCUUGUUGCAAUUUGUUAAAGCUCACGGCCUGCGGGCUGGUGCAGCUAAGUGCCGCGGUCACGUAAAAGGAAUCGCGCGAGGAGGAACCGGUUAUGCCAAGGCUGGGCGGGGGGGUGAGACAGCAAAAAAAACAGCCCUUCCUAUUGCUAUGAACAGCUGAAACUCUCAGAUCGCUAGCUUCUACGAGUGUGUUUUGCACUCUCUGUCACAUGUACACUGUCUGCCAGUGAGCUCCUGGUGCUAUGGGAGCGAGUUCAUUCCCUUGAGGCAAAGGUGGCGGACCUAGAGAAGUUGAGCGGAUUGUAGAUGAGGCCUUCAGGGACAUUUCAGCUGUGUCUAGGGACAGGAAGUGCUGUCCAUUUCGUUUCUCUCUGGUUUGCAUUUUCCCAAUAUUAAAUUCAGUUCUCCACAUUUCUGCAGUAAUUUGCUAUUUUUUUUUAAAUCCUCGUUAAAAUUCUCUGGGAUUUUCGUGCAAAUUUCUCCUAAUAAUAA
Rhineura floridana is the source of this 4580-nucleotide messenger RNA. RefSeq names its product myosin IF (gene MYO1F). Gene Ontology annotation, molecular function: ATP binding; actin filament binding; microfilament motor activity. The coding region runs from base 199 to 3513 and encodes 1104 amino acids. The transcript is spliced from 28 exons. The record is from RefSeq and is a predicted model, not a curated record. NCBI's taxonomy places the organism in Eukaryota, Metazoa, Chordata, Lepidosauria, Squamata, Rhineuridae. Gene Ontology annotation, cellular component: microvillus; cytoplasm; vesicle. Gene Ontology annotation, biological process: vesicle transport along actin filament; actin filament organization.